CUGUAUUUUAUAGACAGGAAUUAGUUAUUCAUUCGUUGUAAUUGAUUUCUGUCCAAAGUUUUGAAAUGUUUAGCUUUCAAAAUGAUCUUAGAAAGUUGAAAUAAUUACAAAACUUCGAUUUUCUACGAAAUAAUUACGAUAAUCAGAAUGCUUCCGUGAAUGCUUGCUUGUGUGACAAUGGAUUUCUUUUGCAAUCAGUAUGAUUUUGACUAGAGCUUGACAUUAAACUUUGAUGCUUGUUCUAUUUUGUUGUGAUGGAUCCAGAUCCCGAAGCCAGCCACUCAGAGGACACUCUCUCAGUCACCGAAGUUCCUGACAUUUGUUCCGUGGAAGAAUAUAAUGAUGUUGAGGCUAAGCAGAGAGCUUCUGUUUUGUGGCUGCUUUCUAAAGCUUAUAUGCCUAAAAUCCCACCAGAGCUUUAUGAACCAUGUUACAGAGAUCACGAAGGAAAUGAUCGCCUUAAACCACAGAUAGUCCAUGCUUUGGCCAAUGCUGAACUGUACUGUUUAGCAUUGGCCAACAUCUAUGCUGAUCCUAACUACCACAAUCUUAACCAUCAUGGAAUUAUACAAGUACUUACUAGAAAAGGCAUUGAGAUCAGUGAGCCAAUGGAUGCAAAUCUGACCGAAACUGUUUUAGUACAGACUGCACCCAUUAGAAUAAACUCUCACAUGGCUGUAAUUGAAGGUAUUAUGGCAUUAUUCAUUAAAGAAGUACUCAUUCCAGAAAAGGUUGUGGAAGUUGUCAGUCGGUUCUCUGUGGUAAAUGAUGAGAGUGAACUUCCUUAUGAUAGUGAAGAAGCUGCUCUGCUUUGGAUCAACAAAUCUUGUAUAAAAAUGAGGCAUACAAUUGAAGAGGAUCUUGGUUCUAGCCAUAGUCCUAUUAGUCCAGACUCUAGUCAACAGCACAGAAGCAAUGUUCCAUUUAUUGCUUUGGCUCAAGAUUUGGGUGAUCUUAGUGACGGAUGCUGCUUGUCUGCCUUACUUAGUUUAUAUUGUCCUAAAUAUUUUAAAUGGCAAGAAAUCCUUUUUCAUGAUCCUAUAAGUUUAGCAGAUUCAGUUCACAAUUUGCAGUUAGUUCAAAGAUUUUGCCAAGAGCAUCUGCCGCAAGAUAUUUAUUGCCUUUCUCUGGAAGAUAUGGUUUACAUGCAUCCUUCAAUAGUCCCUAAUGUUUUAGCCUUCAUUGCCGACCUUAUGUAUAUAUUCGAAAUCCGGCCGCCGAAGCAUAUCUGCAGACCUGGUGCUAGAAUGGAGAGAGAAGAUGAAGACAAAUUCGCUGACAUUACCUACUUAAAUGGCCAAAGGCAGUCUCCACUUCAAAAUUGCAGAAUAAGAAAUUUUCAAAAAUCUGUUAGUCCUAUUCCAGAUUUACGAUCAGGAAACUAUGAGAUUAGUAGGAGUGGAAGCUGGCAGAAGCCUCAAAAAUCAUUAUCAGCAAGGAAGAUAAAUGUUCAGGAGGAUCGAAGACAUGAUGGUCCCAGAUCACUAAGACGUACACAUUCUGUUAAUUUCUCAGAAGUUAAUCGACGUGGUGACAUUCAUGCAUCCUCAAAUGAUGUUCAUCACAGAUUACAUGCAGAAGAAGAUGAGGAACUAGCAAGUUAUUUUUCGUCCAGGCAUUCCCAAUCCCAAUCUCAAUGUAAUUUACUUGAUCAAGAAGACAAUCGACGAGUGACGAAGCACUCUGGUGUGAAUGACCCUAGCCAGAGAGCAUUACCACACGCUCAGGGACACUAUCAAGUCUUUCAUUCUGAGAAACCUUUCCAAGACAUUGCAUCUCCAGGACAUUUAGAAUCUCUAAGUGAAAAUAAUGAAUUCACUGGAGAGAAAUGGGCUGAACCCCGUGAACAACCUCCAAAGACAAAUUUACAAAGGUCGCCAUCUUCCUAUGAAAUUCAUCAGUUAUCUCCUAGCAAACAGAAUGUUGUUUCUGGUAGAGGGUACUCCUGUCAAAGAAGCCAAUCAGAUUUGCAUUUGUCGCAGGAUAAAAAAUUAACAAAUAAGCAAAAUAAUGAUUGUGAUAGUAAUCUUUACCAAGUGCAGUCUGUUUCACAUGAACAUUAUUCCCCUCGAACUUUCACUCGAGAACCACGCAGAAAUCGGAACUCUUUUCAUGAGUCUUCGCAUUCUUUUGCUGAUAACUCAGGCACUAGUGCUGCAUCUUCAAGAAGAUACAGUACAGACUGUGGAAAGUGGACUCCUUCUGACAUUGAAAAUCAAAAUAAAUCUCUAUCAGGUAGCCUUACGUGGAAAAAGCCAAAAGAUUUGUUUUCACAGUCUGAAUGGAAUAAAGAGAAUGUUGAUUCAGAAAAUGGGAUAUACCAGGUUUCAGAUGAACAAAAAGGAGAAAAUCAGGGAGGAGUUAUGAGUUUUGCUAAUUUGUCAAAGCAAAAGAAUAAUUCUGGUUCAGCCAUAAAUAUUGUUUACAUGCACCAAGACCACGAAAGUGAUCUAGGAACUUAUAAAAAGCCUACUAGACCUGGUUACUUACAUAUCAAUAAGUCUCAUCCAUCUAUGGAUGGAAAUAGUCCUACAUCUAGCCAUGCUAAUUCUUCAGACUGGAUAAAAUGCAAUGACAAUAAGAACCAGUCUGUUACAGAUUCCUCUGUAGCUGCUCAAAUGCAUGAUAUCCGAUUAAAGUUAGAAGAAAAAAGAAAGAGAAUUGAACAUGAAAAAGCUCUGCUUGAAAAAUUAUCUAAAAAGCAAAGAGAAAAAAUGGGUAAAGCAGCUUUUAUGCAAGCUGUUAAAGGUGGAAGCUCUAGUGCACUAAACAGGGAUGAUUUUUACAGCAAAAAUCGCCAAUUUUCUGUCGAAGAUCUUUCUGAUGAAUUGGAUACAGUUCGAAGAAAGUGGCUGGAAAGGAAAAAUGCUGAAGAUUUUGAAAAUGAAAUACCAUCUGAUGAUAUUCAAAUGUCAAUUGAACAGCUAAAUUCUAGCUUAUCAGACUUACAGUUUGAUAUUUCCCGAUUAACGGAACAGCAAGAGAUGAUACAAAAACUUCUAAAAAACAAUACUCCUCCUCAAAAUGAUAUUCAGUCACAUUUUCCUCAUGACCAAAAUAUUAACUCCCAGAACAAAAUUCCAAGCAAAUGGGCUGAACCAGUAAACUCAUUUCAGAAUAAUUCUCCCAUGUAUUCUCAAAAUGUGAUGCCCGAAAUUGCUCCUCACAUUGGAAGUCGUGGACAUUGGGGUCAACCAGUUAUUCCUUUUGGAGGUUUCCCUCAGCAGCAGCAGCAACAACCUCAACAUCAAAAUAUUCCAAUGUGGCAACAAUCAUCACAUUCUGUUAGAUCCUCCUCUGUAGAUCCACAAAUGAUGUAUGGACAACCUAUGAAUAUGUCAUCUCAAAUGUAUGACAAUGUUCCAUUUAAUCAGGGCUUUUCACUUCAUCCACAGAAUAUGCCAUCUUCCAACUAUAAUAAUUAUUACCCAUCAAGUUCUUACUAUUCAAAUGAGCCUCAAACAAACAAUAUCCAUGCUCAAGGACAAUAUCCUUAUUCUAAUUUUCAACAAACAAACUAUCCAGUUAUGCAAAAUACUUUUACUAGAAGUAUGAGUCAAGGCUUAAAUCGUUCUGACUCGAGAGGCUUUCAUUUGCAUCGCAAUCCUUCUGAACCUUAUCUUGCUGAUGUGCCUGAUAAUUAUCCUCGCACAAUUACCCACAGUCCCUCUGCUAACCAAUUUGAUAUUUAUCCUUCAAAUUCUGCAUCUGACAUAAUGAAUCACAGGAACAAUGCUUUAGAAGUUUCAACUGAUGAAUUUGGGCGUCAUGUUCGUAAUUCAGAAUUACAGCAUUCCCCACCUAAUAGGCCUGUUCUUGGUAAAACUUUUAGGGUAAAUAAAUCUAAAGUAGCUUCACCAACUUCCCCCAAUUAUAAACAAAAUCCUUCUUUUGGUCAGUCUCUACCUGAAGAACAGCCUGAAAUGCAAGAACAAACAGAGUCAAAAACUAAUACUGAGAAUGAAAAUCAGCCAAAAGAUAAAGGAUUUUACAUUUCUUUUGAAGAAGAACCCCGUAAACCCAAGCCAAAAUUAAAGCCAAAGCAUCUCAAAGCUCGUAAUCAACAAAAGAAAAUAGAUAAUGAGUCCCGUAAAGCAGAAUCUUGUAAUGAACAAUCUCACUCUAAUCCAAACACAGAAACCUGUUUCAGGAAACGGUGGGAUAAAAAUAGUUCUGAAGAUAAUACUGGCGAACUGGAAAAUGCUAAACAAGAUGAAUGUGCAUCUGAAACCUCUGAACAGAGCAGUGAAACAUCACAUUCUUGCCCUCCGCCAAAUUCUAGUGUUGGCUUUGUCGUGGGUCCUGGACCUGUUGAAAAUGAUCCUGACAAAGAGCUUGAAAUGACUAGAAGAAAAGAAAUGAUAAUGAUGAUGUCCUUACGUAGAAGAGCGGAGCAGGAAAAGAAAAAGAAUGAACAACAGCAAGAAUAUUUAAAAAAGAGAGAUGAGGAAAGGUUAAAACGAGAACAGCAAGAGAAGAAGAAAGAGGAAGAGAAACUAAGAAGGCAAUUAAUUUUGGAACAAUAUCGUCAACGAAAAGCUCAAGAAGAGGAAGAUGCUACUUCAGGAGGCCAUACGCGGGGCAGAGAAGAAACAACUGCUGCUAGUAGGGGUGCCACAAUGACAAGGUCUAAGUCAAGGUCAGCAUCAGUCACACGACCUAGGCAGAGGAGUGGGCAGUCCAACAGCCGAAGCCAGACCCUAUCAUCUCCCUCUUCUUUGGAUUCUCCUGUUAAUAGGGGUUCGCAGUUUAAUUUAUCUGGUGGUUAUCCAGAUGAAGUAUCAUCAGAACAUGGAUAUGCACCAUCUCCCUGUCGAACCCGCAACUACCCUCACUCCUCACCUAUUUCGCCUACUUCGUAUCCUUCUUCCCCAGGACCCUUGCUCUCUGGCAUACUUGGUGGAAACAGUUUUCGAAAUCGAAGUACUCCAAGUGAUGGACUUUCAGAUAGUAGCUCAACUGUCUCUUCUGCCUGGGCGUCAGAGUAUUCUGGGCCUAAAUUGUUUGUGAAACCUUCAGCCAAAUCAAAUCGAAAUAUUGUUACAAAUGCAGUCAAUACUGUUUUAGCUGGUGCUGUCAAUUCAGAAACGAAGAAGAAAGUAGUGGAGGAAAUAGAACGUUCAGAAGGAAAGCAUUUUCUAAUCCUUUUUCGGGAUGCUGGUUGCCAAUUUCGUGCUCUUUAUUCCUAUAAUCCUGAAACAGAAGAAGUGAUCAAGCUGUAUGGAAUUGGUCCUAGAGUAAUUACUGAGAAAAUGUUCGACAGAUUUUACAAGUAUAACUCUGGUGGAAAGUCAUUUACUCAGAUACACACAAAGCAUUUGACAGCAACAAUUGAUGCCUUCACAAUUCAGAACAGCCUCUGGCAGGGUAAAAAGACAACAGUGGCCCCCAAAAGAGACUACUAUUAACUAGCUACUACACGAAGUGCCAACGUGAUAGUGCGGCCGUCCCUUGCGCUAAUUGAAUGUUCUGUAAAUAAUCACUGUAAAGUUGUUUCACUUCUGUUAACAUUCCACUAGCAACCAAACCAUUGCAGGGCUGUGAUUUAAAACAUUGUAGAGCUAUAUUUAUUAGAGUGAAAAGGUGACUGGGGACUGAUUGAUUGACUUGUAAAAUAUUAGUGUUGCUUUUAUAAAUACUUUGUACAGUGCGCUUUUCCUUGGUUGAUAGUUCACUUAUUUAACUCCACCUAACAGAAGAAAAAUGUUGCUGCUGUUCCUCUGGAUGUAUUAUAAGUACUUUUAAAAUGUUACCAUAACUUCUUCACUGACUUAGAAUGUGAAAAAAAAUUCUAUUUUUUUAUUUAUGCCAAAACAUAGUAGUUAUUGUUAUCUGUUGAAUCAUUGAAAAUGUUUAAUAAUUUGACAUUAAAAUUAAUCAAUUUUUUGAGAAAAAAAAAAUCUGAAAUAAACAUUCCAUAUAUGCAUAAUGUAUCCCUAUGCCGAAAAACCAUAUAUCCACAUUCCAGGACACCAUUUUUAAAAGGACAAGUUUAGGUAUCUCUAGGUGGCCUUAUGCAGAUUCAACUUUACUUGCUUUCAAGAACUUAUAAUUUUCAAGUAGCUUUUCUAUCAUUGGCUAGUAUAAUGAAGUUUUCUUUAAAAUAUGAGUUAGUAGAAAUUCAACAAAAAAAUUGUUUGUCAUAAGAACUUUUCAGUCAUGUUUUCUGUGAUAAAUAUUUUUAAAUUUGCAAA
This is a messenger RNA of Uloborus diversus, 6194 nucleotides long. Its product is annotated as patronin-like. The record is from RefSeq and is a predicted model, not a curated record. Gene Ontology annotation, cellular component: microtubule minus-end. NCBI's taxonomy places the organism in Eukaryota, Metazoa, Arthropoda, Arachnida, Araneae, Uloboridae. Gene Ontology annotation, molecular function: calmodulin binding; spectrin binding; microtubule minus-end binding. The transcript is spliced from 18 exons. The coding region runs from base 255 to 5408 and encodes 1717 amino acids. Gene Ontology annotation, biological process: cytoplasmic microtubule organization; negative regulation of microtubule depolymerization; neuron projection development.